Messenger RNA from Daphnia magna, 3359 nucleotides. Its product is annotated as soluble guanylate cyclase 89Da. Gene Ontology annotation, cellular component: guanylate cyclase complex, soluble. Gene Ontology annotation, biological process: nitric oxide-cGMP-mediated signaling; response to oxygen levels; cGMP biosynthetic process. Lineage: Eukaryota; Metazoa; Arthropoda; Branchiopoda; Diplostraca; Daphniidae. The coding region runs from base 1196 to 3121 and encodes 641 amino acids. Gene Ontology annotation, molecular function: guanylate cyclase activity; heme binding; oxygen sensor activity. The transcript is spliced from 14 exons. The record is from RefSeq and is a predicted model, not a curated record.
UCGUAAUUUGCAGGCAAAAAGUUGUCCAAUUUCCACGCCAAACGGGGAUGUCAUUCCGUUGCAACUGGGAAGAAUCAGACGCAAUCACAAAAAACUUCUUUCAACUCAAUGAUUCAGUGUCCAGGAAUUUUUUUAAUGGAAGUAAAAAUAGAUUAAUCUUGUUUAAGGCUAUCUUUGAUUUUGUCGAUUAAGUGUAUUACGUAAGGAUUAUAUCCCUGGCGGGCUGUUUCCACGCCAACAGAGAGUUCUUUGUUGUCUUUCUUUUUUUGAACGGGUUCACUGCUACACCGUUGAUUGUGAACACAACUCGCAAUCACUAACAAACGUUGGAUGCAAUUUUUUUCUUAAUCUUUACGUUCAGCGAUGUGUGCAAGUGUUUUCUCCGACACAGUUUUAUCUCUGACUAGUGAAAGAUAAAAGUAAACUCGAACCAGCAACUUAGCAGCUCCCAAGAAACAGAGUGAAUGUCGUCGGAUCGCUGUCACCAUUUCAGGUAGUAAAAAGCAAUUAUUAUGACGUAACAUCAACGUCAACCAUUUGCUACGUCUUUGUUAGAGGUUUCACUUUUUUGGUUUUAGUUUAGACGCUAAGGGGCGUCCCUGAUCUCGUUGAGACAACGUUUGAUCAUCAGUUUUCGCUUGAAUUUUGAUACUAACUUCCUACUUGUUUUGUUUUACCCUCUUAGAUUUUUAUUUAGAAAAAAACAAUGGUCCGUAGUGGCUGACUUGUUUAAAGUAUUGAUCAAGAAAAUCCCACUAUACCUGCCAAUUCCGUGAGUUGAUCUAUAGUUAGUAACUGAAAUGUUUAUACCGAAAUGUCCACCUGGAGGUGUUCAGACAUUGCAUUCUCAUCCGCAGAUUUCCUUAGAAAUAGGUUACUGUAUGCGGACGGAAAAACUGGUCAGGCAUUUGGUCCAAGCUACUACGCAUGCUUAAAGAAAAAGCUUGUGUGAGCAACAGUGGCCCAAAAAUUCUAGUGUUGAUAGCCAAUAUAAAGGCUGUGUUGAGUGCCAUUAACCUGAAAUUUUCGACCGCACAGCAAUCCGCACUCGACAAGUUUCUUUGACACAUUACAGAAAAUUAAAUGUACCCUUUCAUUUUUUCAUUUUCAAGGUUAAACUUCCUCGUUCCUUGAACUGGGAGACUCGAAAACAAAACUUCUUUGAUUUCAGUGUACCCUAAAUCAACUCUCCAGAAUGUACGGAAUAAUUUUCGUGACUAUAGGAUCCAUCGUUCAGGCAGAAUAUGGAACCGAUCUAUGGUUCUCGCUUCUAGAAAAAGUAGGCUAUCGAAACAUCGUUUUCUGCACGCAUAGUGUGUAUCCAGAUGAUUUGGUUGCAAACCUAGCGAAGGCUGCCGUAACUGAAAUCGGCAACGGUUUGACGUUAAAUGAUGUUCUUAUGUACUUCGGUCGCUGUUUCAUCCGCGCAGCUGGAACUUUUGGAUAUGAAAAAUUCAUCAAAAGAUGUGGGCGAUUCUUUUGCGACUUUCUUUCUGGAAUCGAUAGUGUUCACCUGCAUAUGAAAUACACCUACCCAAAAAUGGAUAAUCCCUUUAUAUACGUUCUGGAAGAAGACGAGAAUGGCGUGGUCAUACAUUACAGGACUUCUCGGAGCGGAUUUCCUCCUUUCCUCUUCGGCAUAUUAGAUCAGGUCGCCAAAGAUAUUUACGACCUUCGUAUUUCUACGCCCCUGCUUCCAGAAAAACCAAAUGAAAACAAUGAAGAAGGCCUUAAAUAUCGAAUUCGGAUCAAUUUUGACAAUCGGAAUUACAUGGCUUGCAAGGCCAUGCAAAAUGGUGCGAUUGCACUGGAGCGGAAAGGAAAUUUCCUCGGCAACCUAAAGUGCAACAAGCAACAAAAACCUUUGAUUGAACUAUCGAACGGCAUUUUAUUGCAGCUGUUUCCCUUCAGUCUGAUUUUUCGUUCAGAUCUCAAGAUAAUCUCUGUUGGUUAUCAGCUGAAGCAAUUGUUUUCACGUCGCAAGUUGAUCGGACACUCCCUACUUGAAGUUGCAACACUGCGACGUCCCAGGUUAAAUCUAAGCUGGGAAAACUUGGUCACUCUUCAGCGCGUUGCGUGUGAACUUGAAAUUAUGCUGGUUACCCAAAACAAUGACGAAAAUUCAUUGUCGAAGGUUUCCAGGACAAUGUCACCCAGAUCAAAAAGGGCGGAACCUAAUUAUCUUUUACUUCGUGGCGAAAUGCGACAUGUUAAAGACUGGCAAGCCAUCAUAUAUCUCUGCAAUCCACUAAUUGACAACAUCGACGACUUGUCCGAGCUGGGCCUCACGCUUAGCGAUCUCAGUUUACACGGACAUGGUCGUGAAAUGGUCAUGACAGGACAACAACACACGUCUAGAUUGGAAGAUUUGUACGAACGUGCUGAAGAGAAGGCAAAUCAAUUGCAAGUAACUCACGAACUUCUCGACGAGUGGAAAAUGCAAGGGGACGAACUGCUCUAUUCUAUGAUUCCUCAAUCAAUUGCCGAAAGCCUGCGGAGAGGCCAGAAACCGAUUGACACCUGUGAGGCUUUUGAAUGUGUAACUAUCUCGUUUGUCGAAAUGACGAAUAUGGACGAUCUAAUGACUAAAAGUGCGCUAGAGGCUGUCAAUUUUAUGAAUGCCGUUUUCUCUGCACUGGACAAUGUUAUUGAUCAGCACAACGUUUACAAGGUGGAGACAAUAGGGAAUGUAUAUAUGGUAGUUGGAGGUGCUCCAACCAAAAACGAAACGCACAUUAAAGACGUUUGUAUGGUGGCCCUUGGCUUCUGUGACGCGAUGGAUGAGUUGUCCAUGAAUAACGACACCGGUGUCCAGAUUCGUAUAGGAGUUCAUUCUGGUCCUGCGGUUGCUGGAGUCUUGGGCAGAAAAAUGCCUCGCUAUUGUUUCUUUGGCGACACUGUCAACACUGCAGCUCGCAUGCAAUCCACCAGUUUGCCUGGCAAAAUUCAAAUUUCGCGCGUAGCUUACAACCUUUUGCAAUGCUUUGAUGGAUUCAUCUGUGAACCGCGUGGAAUCGUGAUGGUUAAGGGCAAAGGCGAAAUGGAAACUCAUUGGCUUUUACGAUACCAACCGCUUCGGAAGAAAUCGUCCCUUGACGACGAAGAAUCGGAUUUUCUAUAACACAGCAGCUGGAAACAAUUAAAUACACUCUUACUACUUGUUCCUCGGUCAUUCUGGAAUUAACUAACACAUGAUGAGAACCUAUACAUUAUGUGCCUCUCGAUCUCCGUAGUGUUAUGAGUUAACGAAUGUGUGAUGUAUCGUCCCUUAUCCUUUUUUGCCAAAUAAAUCUUCAUGAACCCAAAUUGAAACGCGAUUUCACACGACAUAGGUUGGUUUCCGGAAGACCCCAGCAGCC